This is a messenger RNA of Medicago truncatula (barrel medic), 1516 nucleotides long. RefSeq names its product heavy metal-associated isoprenylated plant protein 36. Lineage: Eukaryota; Viridiplantae; Streptophyta; Magnoliopsida; Fabales; Fabaceae. The record is from RefSeq and is a predicted model, not a curated record. Bases 114 to 1034 code for a protein of 306 amino acids. The transcript is spliced from 3 exons. Gene Ontology annotation, molecular function: metal ion binding.
AAAAGCAUUGGCAAAACCAACAAACACACCCCACUUACACUUAGACAAGCUUUCUUCGUCCCUUAUUUUCCACUCCACUAAGCUAGCUACUUACCAACCAAACUUCAUUUCAAAUGGCUGCAGCCAAACCAGCUGCUGAUCAACAAGUUCCUCCCGGAUUAGAAACACUCAAGUAUCAGACAUGGGUUUUAAAAGUCUUGAUCCACUGCGAUGGCUGCACAAAAAGAGUCAAGAAAAUUCUUCAGGGAAUUGAAGGAGUUUACAGAACGGAAAUCGAUUCUCGGCAGCACAAGGUUACGGUUACUGGCAACGUUGACGCUGAGACUCUCAUCAAGAAGCUUUCAAGAUCUGGGAAAUCAGUAGAACUUUGGCCAGAAAAGCCUCCUGAGAAGAAAGAUAAAAAAUCUUCAAAAUCAAAGGGUGAAACUGAAAAUAUUAUUAAUAAGGAGAUCAAGGAAGAUCAGAAGAAUAGUACUGAACAUAUUGGUGAAAGUAGUCAUGAAGGUUGCAUAGAUGAUGCAGGUGAUGAUGGUGAAGAAGAUUCAGAUCACAAAGAAGGUAAUAAUGGUGAUAAAAAUAAUAACAAAAGUGAGGGUGGUGCUAAAAAGAAGAAGAAAAAGAAAAAGAAGAACAAAAGUGGUUCUGCUUCAUUAACUCCAAAUAAUGGAGGAGGAAAAGAAAUAAUUAGUACAGAAACAAUUGAUUCACCACAAGUACUUGAAAAAGUGAAUGCCAUUCCUAAGGAAAUUAUUAUGCCUCCAGUACUUCCUCAGCAGCAUGCUUAUAACCCAUAUCCACCACAUAUGUACUAUCCACACCCUCCUCCAGCAGUAGCACCACCCUAUGGGUUAAGCUAUAACACAUCAUAUCCUGUUUCUAGCACUUCUUCUUAUUAUGUUGGUGCCCCUGUCAUGCCCAUGCAUGCUAAUUACUCUAGACUCCCUCCACCUCCUCCACCCUCUCAUCCAAUCAACAACUAUGGUCAUCAUAAUGAUCAUGAAGAAUAUGAAGGUGGAUAUUGCUCCAUUAUGUGACAAAGUGGAGGAUGAUAUUGUGUAUUGUUAGUGUUGUUGCUUGAUAAUUAGUGCUAAGAGUGAGGGAAAGCGGGGGUUUAAAUUUUGUAUUAUGUGCUGCAAAAAUAGAAAUUAGUUAUCUAGCCGAUGGAAAAACGAUUUGGAUCUUUCGCAAUGUACUUAGUAUAGUUAUUGCAUAGUCGUUCAAAAUUUGAAUCUUUUGAAUUCUGAUCCGACUUUGCAAUAGCUACAUUAGAAGUUGCGGAAGAUCUAGAUUAAAAAAAUGUGGGGACAAGGACAAGAAUGUAAAAGAAAAAAAAAUAUAUGGUGUAGUUUGCUUGCUGGUAUGGUGGGUCUUCAAUGCUUUGUCUAUGUUUAGCCUUUUUUCCUUCUUCUUUGUAUUAACCUGUUAAAAAGUAUAGUUUUUUGGGUUUGCUAAAAAAGGCCAAUAGGAUUGUAAUGCUCUGCAAUUUGUGCACAGGAAAUCUUACUUUCCCUCUCUA